Molecule: messenger RNA, 2979 nt
Organism: Penicillium mononematosum
Lineage: Eukaryota; Fungi; Ascomycota; Eurotiomycetes; Eurotiales; Aspergillaceae
Product: ankyrin repeat and protein kinase domain-containing protein
Exons: 4
Coding region: 1-2979 (992 amino acids)
Biological process (GO): peptidyl-threonine phosphorylation; peptidyl-serine phosphorylation
Molecular function (GO): pyridoxal phosphate binding; transaminase activity; protein binding
Source: RefSeq, a predicted model, not a curated record
AUGGAUGGGAGAUGCGCCCGAAUCAUUAUCUGCAAUGCCGUCAUUGACGAGAACGAGAUUCUUAGCAAGAAGCUGGUCGAAAAGACGGCUCAAGUUGGUGUAGUCCUCUACGACAGUCUCGCUACUUUGGCAGCCAAGUACCCCAACUGGAUCCAGAAUUUCCGUGACAAGAAUAAUGGCACAUAUAUUGCCUUUGACACGCCUGACUCAAGCAAUCUGUUGAAGAAGAUGCGCGAGUUGGGCAUCAAUAUCGGCAGCUGCGGUGUCCAAACUGUUCGGUUGGGCCCUAUGCUGAUCUUCGAAGAAGCUCAUAUCGCUCCUCUUCUGGUGGCUUUUGAGACUGCGUUUUCACACUUCCACAUCUCCACACCACACCCUUUUCCUCGAACAAGCGAAAAUCAACAUAGUCGAACUACGCCCAUCAAGUUUACUCGUACGCUGCCUUUGCUCGUCUUUUUGUUGGUCGCCAGUCAAAUGAGCUUCGAGGAUAUCCAGAGCGAUCUCAAGAAAGAGACAUACCAUUACAACACACCAGAGGCAUUCAUUCCGUAUGAAAGUGUCCAAAAGAUAUGGGUCGGGGAUCGGCUCGAACAGUUUCUGAAGACCCAAGAUCCAAGUCUGGGUAGAUCAGACAUAGCUGUAGCUCGAGAGGGCUUAUUGCGUACGAUAUCCAUACUCACCGGUGUCGUUCCUCGAGAUUGGUCGGGAUGGUCAAGGUUCCGACAAAUUUUCUUCCCGCCAGAUGAUGAUGUCGCCGAUCGUCGCCGCGACAAAAACAUCCUCGACUUCACCAGAGAGGAACUUGAGCGCGACUCCUUCCUUCGGGAUACCAACCUGGCGGGCCACUUCGUGACUCAUAGGUGGAGUUACUUUCCAGUUGUUUUGAACGACAAUGAGGCAGAUGGGGAAGAUGAGGAAGACUCUUAUGGAGAGAACUACCGGUUACCGCUCUUCCGGGAGGACCAUGUGCUUCGACAGGGUGGCUACGGAGAAGUGACCAAGGAGAUCAUACCUCCGAACCAUAUCAUCCUGGGCCAUUUGAGCGAUGACAUUGGUAUACCAAAGGCACCUCAUCCAGUCAAACUCAUCGUCGCCCGAAAGCGCUUCUUCCCCAGGGCAAAUUCUGACCUUGAAGUGAGACUAUUGAAACUUCUCCGAUCAAGCCUGUCCAGUCACAAGCAAAUCGUUUCUAAUCUUGCGAUAUUUAAAAUUAGAAAUGAAUGGAACAUCAUCAUGCCAUGGGCGGACAUAGAUUUGGAAGAUUUCUUGGCCGGAGGUUACAGAGAAAUGCAAUCUACUCCACCUGCACCUCUCCUGGACGAUCUAAUCGCGGAGUCCAGAAAGGUUGCCUCUGCCAUUCAUUUCCUGCACGAAAAUCUCCAACUCGAAAGCGAAUGGGAGGAGUUUCGCCAGCUAGCAAUUUGUCAUGCGGAUCUCAAGCCCCGAAAUGUAUUGGUCUUCAAGCGCGAGGGCUCUUCUACGGGAGUUUGGCGAAUUUCCGAUUUCGGUGUCUCACGAGUAGCAAGGCGUGCUCUGUCGGAAACUAGGAGGCGAGGCUCAGGAUACACGACUAGUUUGAAUGAUCAUUCUCCAAAAGGUGGCGCAUACCAGGCACCAGAGCCCCGUACCCAACGAAGGAGCGACGUCUGGUCGUUCGGGUGCAUACUAGUGCGCGUUUUCGCCUUGGGUCUUGAUCCUGCGAGUUUGGCAGAACUUGACGAAAGUCGAAGAAAGCCACUGGUCGGCCGCGUCCUCGACGAUUCUUUCUAUCAAAAGGAUCCUCCUGCUCUGCAUCCGAGCAUCGAAUCUUGGCUUCAGAGUUUACCAGCCCAAUAUCACACUACUCAUAACCUUGGUUUCCUUGAGAAAAUGCAGAAGCUUCUUCGCUCAAUGCUUCAGAUAGAUUACCAUCAACGCUCAUCGGCACAUGAAGUUCGAAGCGAUUUACAUGCACUUCAUUCAAGCGGAUCAUCAAGGAUGUCAAUCCAUUCCCCAGCCAGUACUGAGACCUACCAGGGAACCGAUCAUGGUAUCGACCCACCUCACCCGUCCGCACCAGUGGAAGGAGUGGGUGUUCUUGUUACUGUCAUAAAGUCCGGGACCAUCGACAAUGUCCGCCAAGCUCUGCGAGGCAAUGUUGACGUGGAACAGUGCGACCAGGGUGAAAGGCCUUUGAUCCAUGCUAUUGAAGUGACAAGCCCUGCUAAGAUCAAAGCACUUUCCGAAUAUCAGCGGAAAUUCCACAAUCGAAAUUUGAACGUGCGCGCCCCUUCGUCUAAAGGGAAAACGCCGCUCUAUCUUGCAAUUUGCAAGGGCGACGUCGAUACUGUGGAAGCUGUGAUCGAUGCUAAUAUUGGUCCUGAUUCAAACGCCGACACCAAUACUUUGUUGAGCGAACUGUGCGGUGAUAAGACUCCGCUCAUGCAAGCUGCCUUCCUUGGUCACACCGGUGUGAUCUCAUUGCUUCUGGAACGGGGUGCAGACCACAGAAUCUGCGUGCAACAACAAAAGCUGAACUGCCUACAUUAUGCGGUGAAAUUUGGUAAUCACGCUAAAGAAGAUGUCAUCGGGGCUUUCAAGUACAAGAUGAUCUUCGAUCAGCUUCCGCCCAAUAUACCGCUCGACAGUGGAGGGAAUCCACCAAAACCGGUAGCAUAUGUGACGCCGAUGUUGAUGCACAUCCGCCUCGCGCUGGACGGUUCAUGUACAUCUUUGGAGCCAGACUCUUUGUGGGGAAGGAAGUUCAAGGCACUUUUAGAUGGAGGAGCGAGUGCAAAAAGGACGUACGGUGCAGGAACCCCUUUGGAGACGAGUCCUUUAGAAAUUGCUGUGAUGCAAAACAACCUCCUGGUUGUCAGGGCGCUUGUCGGUGCGGGUGCAACCCUUCCAGUGGGCUACUCCGUACCGCAUGGAACCUUUAAGCACAUCAAAAAAUUGCUCAAAAAUGUUAAGAGAGAACAUCCAGUUCCGGGGCAUUGA